This is a messenger RNA of Protopolystoma xenopodis, 315 nucleotides long. The record is from the annotation of a GenBank genome assembly. Lineage: Eukaryota; Metazoa; Platyhelminthes; Monogenea; Polystomatidea; Polystomatidae.
AUGAGUAUUAGUUGCAGGUCAACCAUUCUGUCCACUGGCCUGACCAAUGAGACCUGUUUCGAGAACGAAGGUACCGUAGACUCUGCUUCUCCUGUCGAGAAAGUCGGACAACGUCAGACAAACGGCCUAACGAAGCCUCAAAACUCUUUUGUCGCAAGAGUUCCCGGUCGCCGAAAUAACUCGAGGCCUCCUGCGCUUGUCAGCGCUAGAAUCCUCCAGCCCCGGCAACCUUUAAAUGGCCUAACGCAAGCCCGGGCUCGAAACUAUCCCCACAGCAACAGUCGUGAACGCCGACAUGACGACUGCAAAUUGUGA